This is a messenger RNA of Caenorhabditis briggsae, 1281 nucleotides long. Bases 1 to 1281 code for a protein of 426 amino acids. Gene Ontology annotation, cellular component: proteasome regulatory particle, base subcomplex. Gene Ontology annotation, molecular function: ATP hydrolysis activity; proteasome-activating activity; ATP binding. The record is from RefSeq and is a predicted model, not a curated record. The transcript has 2 exons. NCBI's taxonomy places the organism in Eukaryota, Metazoa, Nematoda, Chromadorea, Rhabditida, Rhabditidae. Gene Ontology annotation, biological process: proteasome-mediated ubiquitin-dependent protein catabolic process.
AUGUCACUCGCUGCGUUGGCUGAACUUGGCAUCGUGCCGGAGCCGGAACUCUGCGCUCCUCCGCCACAACAUCUUCUCAUCGACAACACGAACGAUGACUGCAUCAAGCUUACUCGCCUACAAACUCAUCUUGCACAUCUCCAAGUGAUGGAAGAUUACAUCAAGCUCGAAACCAGAAAUCUCGAGAAAGAACUUCUCCACGCGCAGGAAGAAGUAAAACGUAUUCAAGCCGUUCCCCUCGUCAUCGGUCAAUUUUUGGAGGCUGUUGACAACGAGCAUGCUAUCGUCGGUAGCACCACCGGCUCCAACUACUUUGUCCGAGUGCUUUCGACUCUUGAUCGCGAACUUCUCAAGCCAGGAUGUUCCGUUUCUCUUCACAAAUACUCGAAUGCCUUGGUAGAUGUGCUGCCACCAGAAGCCGAUAGCUCUAUUCAAAUGCUUCGUCCUGACGAGAAGCCGAACGUCGCUUAUUCGGAUAUUGGAGGACUUGAUAUGCAGAAGCAAGAGGUUCGUGAAGCCGUCGAGCUUCCGUUGACUCAUGGAGAACUUUACCAACAAAUUGGAAUUGACCCUCCACGUGGAGUUCUCAUGUACGGACCACCAGGAUGCGGAAAGACCAUGUUGGCUAAAGCAGUCGCCGCCAACACUGCUGCUUCGUUCAUUCGGGUCGUCGGUUCGGAAUUUGUGCAGAAGUAUCUCGGAGAAGGACCACGAAUGGUGCGAGAUGUCUUCAGACUGGCUAAAGAAAACAGCCCAUCUAUCAUCUUCAUCGAUGAGAUUGAUGCCAUCGCAACGAAACGUUUCGACGCUCAAACAGGAGCUGAUCGUGAAGUACUCUUACUUUCUUUCAUUGCAUUUCCAAAUAAUACUUUUCAGGUCCAACGUAUCCUUCUCGAGUUGCUUAAUCAAAUGGAUGGUUUCGAUCAAAGCACCAACAUCAAAGUAAUCAUGGCCACCAACAGACAAGACACCUUGGAUCCCGCUCUUCUCCGUCCAGGACGUCUCGAUCGUAAGAUCGAGUUCCCACUUCCGGAUCGUCGUCAAAAGCGUCUCGUCUUCUCGACCGUUUGUGCUCGAAUGAAUCUCUCUGAUGACGUUGAUUUGGAAGAUUGGGUGGCUCGUCCAGACAAGAUUUCUGGUGCUGACAUCAACGCCAUCUGCCAGGAGGCAGGAAUGCAAGCAGUUCGCGAGAAUCGCUACGUUGUGCUCACAAAGGAUCUGGAGAAAGCCUAUAAAAAUGUCGUCAAGAAGGACACCAACGAAUUUGAGUUCUACAAGUAA